CCUCCGCCUCCCCACACCUUCGCGACACCACCACACCACGCACGCGACGCGCGGCUUCCACCGGUUUCCACGAGCUCCGACCACCUCGAGCAUGGCGCGGGUGCUCUCCUCCCGGACGGCGGCGGCCCUGGCGCGGCGGCUCGGGGGCCAGCCGGGCGGGCGCGUGCUGGGCCGCCGGGCCAACCACACGCGGCGGGCGGGCCGGGCGAUGGUGCUGGAGGUGGACGCGGCGGGGGCGUCGACGUCGGCGGAGGGCGCGAGCGCGCUCAAGCAGCGGCUGGAGGAGGCCAUCGACGGGGCCAUGGCCCGGAUGUCGGAGCCCGAGUGGGCGCCCUUCCGCCCCGGGACCUCCUACUUCGCGCCGCCCCGCCCCGCCGGCGCCGCCAUGGGCCUCCUCGAGCUCGUCACCCGCGGCGGGAUCGGGGUGCUCCCGCCCCAGCUCUCCGACGACGAGGCCCGCGCCGUCGCCUCCUCCUCCCGCGGGUACCCCUGCUCCGCCUACUACGUCGACGGCCACUUCCCGGACGAAGCGGAGGAAUCAGUGGAUGAUCCGGAUGUCGAAGUGGAGGUAACGAUUGAGGAAGCAGAGCCAGCUGAGCAGGGCUGAACUGGAGGGAUUAGUUCUGCUAUUGCACUGGGUGAAGUGGGAAAUCAAGAAACACUUGUCCUUUUAAUGUUUGCUAUUGUUUUCUGCUACGGUUGUACAUAUGUAGAACCCUUGAGGAGUUCAUUACCUAGUAUGGGGAAUAAGAACUUGCUGAAUUCAUGUCA
This is a messenger RNA of Lolium perenne, 771 nucleotides long. RefSeq lists its product as uncharacterized. The record is from RefSeq and is a predicted model, not a curated record. Lineage: Eukaryota; Viridiplantae; Streptophyta; Magnoliopsida; Poales; Poaceae.